Erinaceus europaeus (western European hedgehog) is the source of this 2886-nucleotide messenger RNA. It is a transcript of the gene PAMR1, whose product is annotated as peptidase domain containing associated with muscle regeneration 1. Gene Ontology annotation, molecular function: serine-type endopeptidase activity; calcium ion binding. The transcript has 11 exons. The record is from RefSeq and is a predicted model, not a curated record. Gene Ontology annotation, biological process: proteolysis. NCBI's taxonomy places the organism in Eukaryota, Metazoa, Chordata, Mammalia, Eulipotyphla, Erinaceidae. The coding region runs from base 180 to 2345 and encodes 721 amino acids.
UUAAGGUCUGGCUGAAGGUGGUUCCCCCUCCAGAAGCUGGUGCUGGAGCCUGGCUCGCUGAAACCCGAGCUCCUGCUCAGCUGGAGCUGGGGAGGUCCCUGAAAGCAGCACAGCUGGCCAAGGUCCCUGCUCAGCAGUCAGUCAGUCACUCGGGCACCUCCGGUCUGGCUGCGGGAAAGAUGGAGCUGGGCUGGUGCGCGCAGCUGGGACUAGCAUUCCUGCAGCUCCUUCUCAUCUCGUCCUUGCCUAGAGAGUACACGGUCAUUAAUGAAGGCUGCCCUGGAGCGGAGUGGAAUAUCAUGUGCCGGGAAUGUUGUGAAUAUGACCAGAUUGAAUGUGUCUGUCCGGGGAAGAAAGAAGUGGUGGGCUACACUAUCCCGUGCUGCAGGAAUGAGGAGAAUGAGUGUGACUCCUGCCUGAUCCACCCAGGUUGUACCAUCUUUGAAAACUGCAAGGCCUGCCGGAAUGGCUCAUGGGGAGGCACCCUGGAUGACUUCUACGUGAAGGGCUUCUACUGUGCAGAGUGCCGUGCGGGCUGGUACGGAGGAGACUGCAUGCGAUGUGGGCAGGUACUGAGAGCCCCAAAGGGUCAGAUUUUGCUGGAGAGCUAUCCCCUCAAUUCUCACUGUGAGUGGACCAUUCACGCCAAACCUGGGUUCAUCAUCCAAUUAAGGUUCAUCAUGCUGAGCCUGGAGUUUGACUACAUGUGUCAGUAUGACUAUGUGGAGAUCCGUGAUGGGGACAGCAGUGACAGCCAGAUCAUCAAGCGUGUCUGUGGCAAUGAGCGACCAGCUCCCAUCCGGAGCACAGGCUCCUCACUCCAUGUCCUUUUCCACUCUGAUGGUUCCAAGAAUUUUGAUGGCUUCCAUGCUGUUUUUGAGGAGAUCACAGCAUGUUCCUCAUCACCUUGUUUCCAUGAUGCUACUUGUGUCCUUGACCAAGUUGGGUCUUACAGAUGUGCCUGCCUGGCAGGGUAUACUGGAAAGCAAUGUGAAAAUUUCCUUGAAGAAAAAAACUGCUCAGACCCUGGGAGCCCAGUCAAUGGAUACAAGAAAAUAACAGGGGGUCCUGGGCUUAUCAAUGGGCGUUCUGCAAAAAUUGGCACCAUCCUGUCGUUCUUUUGUAACAACUCCUAUGUUCUUAGUGGCUAUGAGAAGAGAACUUGCCAGCAGAAUGGAGAGUGGUCAGGGAAACAACCCGUUUGCAUAAAAGCCUGUCGAGAACCAAAGAUCUCAGACCUUGUGAGACGGAGAGUUCUUCCAAUGCAAGUUCAGACAAGGGGGACACCAUUGCACCAGUUGUACUCUUCAGCCUUCAGCAAGCAGAAGCUGCCAGACCUCCCCACGAAGAAGCCAGUUCUUCCCUUCGGAGACUUACCCCAGGGGUACCAGCAUCUGCACACUCAGCUCCAGUACGAGUGCAUCUCACCCUUCUACCGCCGCCUGGGCAGCAGCCGGCGGACAUGCCUCAGGACUGGGAAAUGGAGUGGACGUGCCCCAUCCUGUGUCCCCAUCUGUGGGAAAACUGAGAAUGGCACUGUUCCCAAGAGCCAAGAGAUGCGCUGGCCGUGGCAGACAGCCAUCUACAGGAGGACCAGUGGAGUGCACAGUAGUGGCAACAUGCACAAGGAUGGCUGGUUCCUGGUCUGCAGUGGUGCCCUGGUGAAUGAGCGCACUGUGGUAGUGGCUGCCCACUGUGUCACCGAGCUGGGGAAGGUCACCAUGAUCAAGACAGCAGACCUCAAAGUCAUCCUGGGGAAAUUCUACCGGGAUGAUGACCGGGAUGAGAAGACCAUCCAGAGCCUUCGGAUUUCUGCAGUCAUCCUGCAUCCCAAUUAUGACCCCAUCCUACUUGACUCAGACAUCGCCAUCUUGAAGCUCUUGGACAAGGCUCGAAUCAGCACCCGUGUGCAGCCCAUCUGCCUGGCAGCUGCUCGAGACCUCAGCACUUCCUUCCAGGAGUCCCGCAUCACCGUGGCUGGCUGGGAUGUCCUGGCUGACGUGAGCAGCCCUGGCUUCAAGAAUGACAUGCUGCGCUCAGGGGUGGUUAAGGUGGUGGACUCGCUGCUAUGUGAGGAGCAGCAUGAAGACCACGGUGUACCAGUGAGUGUCACGGACAACAUGUUCUGUGCAACCCAUGACCCCAGUUCCCCUUCCAACAUCUGCACUGCAGAGACGGGGGGCAUUGCUGCUGUGUCCUUCCCGGGCCGGGUAUCCCCAGAGCCACGUUGGCAUCUGGUGGGUCUGGUCAAUUGGAGUUAUGACAAAACCUGCAGCCACAGCCUUUCCACAGCCUUCACCAAGGUGCUGCCUUUUAAAGACUGGAUAGAGAGAAACAUGAAAUGAGUCUUGAGGCCCUGGAGAAACUACUCUGUGCGUCCACCUGAAUGUUUGUGUUGCACGGGCCAUGGUGUAUCUGUGCUGUGCCGGGGCUUCAGUCUUCAGGCCCCAUGUCAGCAGAGUGUGAGCAGAGCUUACUUUCUGGAAGGCCACUGACAUACCAGGCCAGGACUUGAAGAACUGAGUUUCUUCAAGAAAGACCAUAUAAACAACAGAAAAAUGUUCUCCACUCAACCUGGUAGCUUUCACACUGCCUUUCUGAGGUGAGAAGUCCAUGUUCAGCACUGGUGAAAAGAAGAAUGGCCAGAUGCUCUGGGUUCCAUGAUGUCUCCUCCAGGUCUCCAGCCAGACCAAGUGUCAAAAAGUGGACUGCAAGAAUAUAACAGGAUGUUCUGUACAACUGAUCAUACAAAUCGAUUACAAGUACAGCUUCAGUGUGGGAUUGGCUUCAACGUUCACUGCCACAGUGCAAUGUACUUCUUUUCCUCCCUAAUCCCCUGUACACAUUUUAAUAAAAUGAGGGCUGGCUUAUAGCCCACAGAACAAA